Molecule: messenger RNA, 1869 nt
Organism: Sesamum indicum (sesame)
Lineage: Eukaryota; Viridiplantae; Streptophyta; Magnoliopsida; Lamiales; Pedaliaceae
Gene: EMB975
Product: Tetratricopeptide repeat (TPR)-like superfamily protein
Molecular function (GO): protein binding
Source: RefSeq, a predicted model, not a curated record
GAGUUUGUGGCGGAGGGGGGAGGUGGUGGCAAGUGGCCGUGGAAGAAGAUUUCAUCGGCCGGAGAUAAGGGAGGAAGGGAUUUGGUUUUGUUGUCGCGGCGGCCGGGGUGGUUUUGGACGGCGGGUGGAGGGAGAUGGUGAAGGAGAAUUCAUGGGAUGGAGAGGAUGAGUAAGAGAUUGGGAAUUCUAGCGUUCUUGGUAACAACCACCUGGUGUUUGAUGAAAUGUCUGUUGAAGUUGUCAGGUUGAUUUGAUUAGGACCUCGCUGGUUGUUUGAUUUUGAUGGAUGGAGAGCUUACUCUGCUGUUUGUUUUCAUAUCCAGUUUCUAACUGCGGUAGCAUUACUAGAUUUUCGCGAGGUGUAGUGUUUGCCUCACGCUCUGACAGCAAGAAACCUUACCAUAGAAAACUGCAGCUUCCCAAGAACCUUCGUCAUCGUCGACGGACUGAGGCUCCACCUGACUUCCAUCCUGUGCUUCAUCGCGACGACGAGGAACAGAUUCCAUGUGAAGAGCUGCAGCCGGAUUCUGAAUCAGCUGACCUUGAGUCCGAUUAUGAUGAAAUUGAUGCUAGUGGAAGUUAUGAUGGAAAUGUAGUUUGGGAGUCGGAUGAGAUUGAAACUAUUUCAUCCCUUUUCCAGGGAAGGAUUCCUCAAAAGCCAGGAAAGAUAAAUCGGGAAAGGCCUCUCCCACUCCCGCUUCCUCACAAGAUUCGACCUUUGGGACUUCCCGUGCCAAAGAAUCUAAUCAGGACUAGUCAUGCUCGUUCUGCGAGGCAGCCCAUAUCCAAUCAGAUGUACAAAAAUCCGGCUUUCUUGAUUAGCUUAGCCAGGGAUAUCAGAAGCCUUCCUCCUGAGGAUGAUGUGUCCACAGUUCUCAACCAGUGGGCUAGGUUUCUCCGAAAAGGGUCCUUGUCGCUGACAGUCCGGGAGUUGGGCCACAUGGGCCUUCCGAACCGAGCCUUACAUGUGUUUUGUUGGGUUCAGAGCCAGCCUCACUUGUUCCCAGAUGAUCGUAUCCUUGCCUCCACUGUCGAGGUCUUAGCCAGGGCGCACGAGUUGAAAAUGCCUUUCGAUUUGGAUAAAUUCAUCAACUUGGCAAGUCGUAGCGUCUAUGAGGCCAUGGUAAAGGGUUUCAUUAAAGGAGGGAAAUUGAGACUUGCCCGGAGGCUUGUUGCAGCUGCCACAGAAGGUAAAAGAAUGUUGGACUCUAACUUGUACGCUAAACUAAUUCUAGAACUAGGGAAGAAUCCUGAUAAAAGAAAGCAUGUAUUGCCAUUGUUGGAGGAGCUUGCAAAGAGAGAGGAUCUUAAACUGAGUCAGCAGGAUUGCACUGCUAUCAUGAAAGUCUGCAUAAAACUGGAGAAGUUUGACAUUGUGGAGGCAUUAUAUGAUUGGUUCAAAAAGUCAGGCGGAGCUCCCAGUGUAGUCAUGUACACCACUAUAAUACAUAGUUGGUAUUUGGAGAAUAGAUAUAGGGAUGCAAUGGCUGUCGUCUGGGAAAUGGAGGCUUCAAAUUGUCCGCUUGAUCUCCCAGCUUAUCGUGUGCUUAUAAAGCUUUUUGUUGCUCUGAAUGAUCUUUCCAGGACUUCCAGAUAUUAUUCUAAGCUCAAGGAAUCUGGUUUUACUGCAACUUAUGAUAUUUACAGGGAAGUAAUUGGAAUUUAUAUGGCUUCUGGGAGAUUAGCCAGGUGCAAGGAAAUCUGCCGCGAGGCUGAGAUGGCUGGAUUCAAGUUGGAUGAACAAACAAGGAAAGUUUUGCUGUAGCUUGGAGUAAUACUAUGUUGAAACCUGAAGAUGUAUAAAUAUUGGAUCGGAAUGCUACUGUCUUUAAGUUACCAUUCAAUGAAAAAAUAUAGCUUUAGUUUCAA